ACUUAGGUGUGUGCAUGCAAUUACAUUCUGGUAAUUUGCUGUAUAAAUAUGGACUAAUUUUUACUUGUUUUUUUAAUUUUUAACAAGCAUUACUAAUUAACUUUUUUUUUUUUUUUUAAUUAAUCUUGGAAAAACAAAGAAAUAGGUUAAGAAAAAUCAGUGCUAAAAUCAUCAGUUUUUCCAAUGAGUAAAUAAAUAAAAUAAUUUUUUUUAUACAAAAUGUCGUGCAAUAUCAAAUUAAUAUUAACUAUAUCUGUGAUAAUUAUUCAUAAUAUCAAUUCACUUACAAUACGAGAAAAUGUAAUUACUGAUGAAAGAUUCCUAGAUAAUCCUCAUUAUGAUACAUAUGAUGAGUUAACAACCUUAUAUCACAAUUUGACUGAAAAAUAUUCCACAAUUGCCAAAUUACAUUCAAUUGGUGUAUCUGUUGAACGUCGAAAUUUAUGGGCGAUGGAAAUCACGAAAAAUGUGAAACAAGAACGAGAACUCUUAAAACCAAUGUUUAAAAUUAUUGGAAACAUGCACGGAGAUGAAACACUCGGACGCCAACUUUUGAUUUAUUUAACGCAAUAUUUAUUAGCGAAUUAUGAGACGAAUCUUCGGGUACGGAAAUUGGUGGAUACUACUGAUAUUUUUAUUAUGCCUACAAUGAAUCCUGAUGGAUACGCUCGAGCUCAGCAAGGUCGAUGCGAAUCUUUAAAAAAUUAUGUGGGUCGAAAUAAUGCCAAUGGAGUCGAUUUAAAUCGUAAUUUUCCUGAUCAAUUUUUUAAUAAUUCAAAAGUUCCAGCGCAGAAGGAAACGUUGCUUAUGAUGGAAUGGAUUCGAUCAAAUCCAUUUGUAUUGUCGGCUAAUUUGCAUGGAGGUGCAAUUGUUGCAAGUUAUCCAUAUGAUGAUUCACCGGGACAACGUGGUGGUCCAAGUUUAUCUCCCGACGAUGCUGUUUUUAAACAAUUAGCUCACGUAUAUGCUGAUCAUCAUCCCUUGAUGAGAAACAGCACCAAUUGCCCAGAGGACUCAUUUGUUCAAGGUAUCACAAACGGUGCUGAUUGGUAUGAUGUUCCAGGUGGAAUGCAGGAUUACAAUUACGUGCACUCAAAUUGUUUUGAGGUAACGUUCGAAUUGAGUUGUUGUAAAUAUCCAGACGCUAGCAAGUUAGUUACAGAAUGGAUGAAUAACAAGGAAUCACUUUUGUCGUAUAUUGAAGCAACGCACAUGGGUAUGAAAGGUUUUGUGUUAGAUGAAUUGGGAAACCCUAUCGCCGAUGCCAAAAUUGUUGUCCAGGGUAUUAAUCAUAAUAUUAGCUCAACAAUGCGGGGUGAAUAUUGGCGAUUACUUGUACCUGGUGAUUAUUCUGUUUAUGCCGUUGCUGUUGGAUAUUUACCAAGUACUUUAGUACAAGUAACAAUAAACGAAAAUGAAACAUUAAUACAGAAUUUUACAUUAAAAGAAAAUAAAGAAGUGAGUAAAAAUUAUAAAGUAGUCCAAAACACAACGGGAUCAAUCACGGAUCAAUAUGGAUUUUUAAUCAAACCAGAAUUUAAGCAUCAUAACUAUGUUCAAAUGGAAAAAGUUUUGGAUAAUUUGAAUAAAAAUUAUCGAACAAUUACGCGAUUAUACAGUAUUGGAAAAUCAGUUCAAGGACGUGAAUUAUAUGUUAUGGAAGUGACGGAAAAUCCGGGCGUGCAUAUACCAGGAAAACCAGAAUUUAAAUACGUUGGAAAUAUGCAUGGGAAUGAAGUUGUGGGUCGGGAAAUGUUAUUAUUAUUAAUAAAAUAUUUAUGUGAAAAUUAUGGUCUAGAUCCAAGAGUAACAGAAUUGUUGAAAACUGUAAGAAUUCAUAUAAUGCCAUCAAUGAAUCCAGAUGGUUAUGAAAAAUCUACACCUGGUGAUGCUCAAAGUUUAGUCGGGCGUGCAAACGCCCAUAAUGUUGAUUUAAAUCGAAAUUUUCCUGAUCAAUAUGGAGAAACACCGUUGAAUCGUAUGAGUGAAGCUGAAACGAAAGCAGUUAUGGAUUGGAUUCAAUCAAUUCCAUUUGUACUAUCAGCAAAUUUACAUGGUGGAACUUUGGUUGCUAAUUAUCCAUUUGAUGAUAAUAAACAGCAAAUAAGUGGCCUAGAAAAUCCAAGCCCGGACGAUGCUGUCUUUAAAUAUUUAGCUCACACAUAUUCAAAUGCCCAUCGUAAAAUGCAUUUAGGGGGUUCACCUUGUGUUGGUUAUCCAAAAGAAGUAUUUCCUGAAGGUAUUGUCAGUGGCGCAAAAUGGUAUUCCGUGUCCGGUGGUAUGCAAGAUUGGAAUUAUAUACAAACUGGAUGUAUGGAAAUUACUUUAGAGUUAGGGUGUGUUAAAUUCCCUUCAGAAAAUAAAUUACCGGAAUUAUGGUUAGAUAAUAAAGAAGCGUUAAUUAAAUUUAUGGAACAGGUUCAUAAAGGAAUACAUGGUUUUAUACGCAGUCAUAUUGGCACACCCAUACCAAAUGCUACAAUUAUUGUUAGCGGUAUAGAUCAUGCCGUAAAAACCGCUAAAGAUGGUGAUUAUUGGCGUAUACUUUUACCAGGAAAAUACAAUAUUACUGUGCGUGCGACAAAAUAUCAAAGUGAAACUGUUGAAGUAACAAUACCCGAAAAAGAUGGGCAAUUAUCAUUGAAUAUUACACUGAUGCCAGAUGAUCCUCAACAUUGGUCAAGUGCUUAUGAUUUUGGUAUAUCAGAGAAUCAAUAUCGGUUGAGGUAUCAUACAAAUAACGAAAUAUUCUCAAUUAUGGGUGACUUGGAAAAUAAAUAUUCACAGUAUGCAACCUUUGAAGCUGGUGAAACGUUAGUUCAAAUUUCAAUUCAUUCGUUAAAAGUGACUAAUAAUAUCGAUCAAUCCGAAGACAAGAAAUUCCACGUAGCUUUAAUUGGUAACAUGUAUGCAACGCAACCAUUAGGUCGUGAACUUCUUAUAUAUUUAGCACGCCAUAUCUUAGUUGGUCGUAAGAUUGGUGAAAAAGCAGUCAUUGAUAUUAUGAACAACGCUGUUUUACAUUUUAUACCCGUUGUGGAUUUAUCAUUUGAAAAAAUUGGUGAAACUCAAGAAAAAAUUGAUAAUUGUUAUAAUAUAUCCGCGGAUUUUGUUGAAAUCGGUGAUCAAUUAAUGAAUUUGGGACGUCGUGGUAAUCCACAAGUCAAUGUUGCCACAUCGUUGAAACAAAUGCUGUUAAAUGAAAAAUUUGAUUUAGUAUUAAAUGUUGAAGGGGGUUCAAUAUCUGUUACUGGCCCACAUACAGACGAUGAAACGAAUCCUUACAAUAGUUUUGUAGAAGCAUUAAAACCUAGUUUGGUAUUUGCACCAGCGUGUGAUAAAAAACCAUUACCAAAAACAAGAGAAUUAGCUAAUUAUAUGUACAAGGAGUAUGAAAUACCAAUGAUAACUGUUGGCGUGGAUUGUUGUAAUUAUCCAUUGGUCAAUAAUUUACAGUAUGUUUGGCGUGCUGCUAUUCAUCCAUUAAAAGCAUUUUUGGAUUUUACACGAAUGGGGAUAAAUGGUUAUGUGAUUUCUGGAUAUCCAUCAAUAUUAAUGACAAAUGCCACAAUACGUAUUGAUGGAUCCAAUAAAUUGUAUGAAGUGAAUCGAAAUACUGCCUUCUAUAAAAUAAUGUUACCCGAAGGCAAUUACAAUUUAAUUAUAUCUUGCCAUAAUUACGCUACAUUAAAUUUGCCGAUUUACAUUCAACAUAACGAAAUCACCACUGUAAAUAUCACGCUAGAAAAAUUAACGGGCGACGGAGAUGUUGAAAUACCCAAUCAAAGUAAAAUCAUUCAAAAUAAAUCUGGUGUUAAAGGAUAUAUUAUCGAUUUGGAAAAUUUGAGCGUGCCAAAAGCAAAAAUUGAAUUUAUUAAUAAGAAAUUAAAUACUACUGAAACAAUUUAUUCAGAUAAAUAUGGAAAUUUCUUACAUUAUUUAAGUCCUGGAAAAUAUGUGGCACGGAUUACUGCUGAUGGUUUUGUUCCUAGCGUGAAAAUAAUUCGAAUAAUGGAUAAGGCCGAAUUACAAGAUGUUGUUGUACGAAUGAUUACUGAUGACAAUAUUUUUAAUGUACCACGAUUAGCUUUUAUUGGAUUGUUAAGUGUAAUUUGUCUUUCAAUAUUGGGUAUAGCAAUAUGUGGCUUUGCUUAUUGUCGUCGAAAACGAAUAGCAAAUCGUGAUUAUGGAUUUUCAAUUUUACCACAAAAAUCUACAUAUUACGACGACGAAGAAUACGAUUAUGAUGAUGAAAAAGAUACAGAAAUAUUUCGUACUCCGUUGAAAGUUCAUUUACCGGAAGAGAAAAAACCGUUAGCAAUACAACCGUACUAUGAUAAUCUAAAUGGUGACGAAUCCAACGAUUCCGAUGAAGAUGAACUAGUGAUAUUAACGCAAAACGGAGCGGGAGGAAUAUCGCCGCCCAGUAACUAAAUAGUUUGAUCUAAAACGUGUUGUGAGCCAAAGUUAAAAUUUUUGUUUCCUUUUUUAUUUUACAAAACUAAAACGUGCCUGUUUAAAAAACCAAUUACAUAUCGUAAUUAUAACUUAUUUUUAGAUAACUUAAUGAAACUUAUAAUUUAAGUUAGUCAUAGAAUUUUUCUAAAAUUGUUGACCAGUGAAGUAUAAAUGAAUCUCUCUCCGUCUCAAUAGAUUCUAUAACUCUAAUGAUUCCAUAAAUAACUUUAAGAUAUUACUUUGCUUUUUAUAAUCCAAAUUAACUUCUUCCAAAACUAUGAAAAUAAGAUAAAACACUGUCAGAUGUCUAUACUAAGUCUAAAUACUCAACAGAUAUGAUCACUAAAACUGUUCUUCUUGCUUUUCCUUUACCAACAAGUAUUAUUAUCAUAGACAGUCAGGGGGCGUACAUUUUUCUGCCCUUAAUAAUAUUUAUAUCUCAAAUAAAUAAACAAUACAUUAAUAUAAAUCCGAUUAUCUUAAUUUUGAAGGCAUGGUGCUAUUGCUCCGAGAUCUCCACAAAAGAAGGGAGACGUCGGGAAAAAAAAUUGUUCAUUUUAUUUGGAAAAUAAUUAGAAAUAAUGCCUCCACUCCUUUGUUGCCCCAGACCCUCGAGACCUCUAAAUCCGCCUUUGCAAACGAUUUUAGUUAAAAAUGAUACCAAUUUUUUUUUCCUACUUUUAGGCAAAUUUGAAUAUGGCGACUAGAUACCCUUCAUUUAGUUCUUAAGUAAAAAAAUAAAUAAUAGCUUUGUUGUUUUCACCAAAAGCCACUCUGCGCUUGCGCGUAGAGUUGCGUAAAGGUUAAUUCACCUCUAACAUUGACCCUGUUCAGAACAAUUUAAUUCUAAGCUGGAAACUCAGCAUAUCUAAGAAAUAACAUAUACAAUUAGCUAGUCAAGUGAUUCAGAAAUCUUUGCAGUAAGUCAUUGAUAGCUAGCAAAAAAAUGAUCUUAGCUUUUAGAACCAUAGAAAACAUAAACUAAGGAAAGUAAAGUUGUAUACUAAAUUUUUGUAUACAAAUUUAAACAUAAAAAUCGUUUUACGAUUAUAAUUAAUGUUUAUGAUUUACUGUUUUAUAUGAAACGAUCAUUAUAUUGAGAUAUUCCGGCAGCAAAUUCAAUUUUCCGGCAGUAAAACGUGAAUAAAAUAGCUCUGAAUGUCUUAGCAUUGAUACUGGAAUAUAAAUUCAAAUUUACUUUCAUUUUAGAGAUGCUGUUCUUCAGAUAUAAUAAUAAUAACAGCUGAAUCCAUUUCUGGGUAUAUGAAUUCUCCCGAGAUUAUUCUUGUAGUACAAGCAACAAGUUGAGGAUAUGCUUCCAAGCUUGUUUUUUCGUUGACAAUCUCAUAUACGAGCUGCUCGCGUAUUUUCUAAAAAGAUCGCAGCCUUCCUCUGCUUGUACGCAUCAAAUGUUCUACCCAGCUCUAUUUGAGUUGCUUGCUUAGAUAAAAAAGCAGCGUCAUGUAUUUUUGAUAUUUUGAGCAUAUGUUUCUCCAGUUUUCUUUGUCGCGUACUAAGUUUGGCACUAUUUGUUUGCGAUGUUGCCCAAGUUUGACAUCCAUAUAGCAACACUAGCGUUAUUGCGAUAUCAAUUGGAUUUAAUCGAUUGAGGAAGAUUGGUGUUGAAGAGUUCGUUGAGCGAGAUUAUUUGACCUAGAAAACAUCUUCUUCUACAUAUUCGAGCUGUUGGUUUUCUCUAGAUAUAUCGACUUUGUUACCAUUUGGAAUAAUUUUACUCUUGUUGAGAUUUAUGCGUAGGCCAGCCUUUAUAAUUUCUUAGAUAUACUGAGUUUUUAACUUAAGUCUUGCCAAAACACUAAGUUGUUUUGAACAGGUACAGUGUGUAAAAUAAAGAGCGGUAAAUAUGACAGACUGCAAAUUAUUUAGAUUAAGUAUAGACAUAAGUCCUUUUUCUUUUAUCAAGUCCCAAGAAUAAACAAUACUCUUUAGUUAUUAAAAUUGAGAAACUCAAAACUAAUGCAAAAAAUGAUAUUUGAAGGGUUUUUUUCAUUUGGAGAAUAUUUACAGAUUGUUUUGUCUCUAAUAAGGCUAAGGUCACAAAGAUGCGUUACACUUGUGUUGAAAGAAAUAAUUUGGUUUAAAUAGAGCUAUUCAUACGAACGUCAAUUUCAACGAUCGCGGUCUAUUUACACCAUGUACUUCUAACAAACGUGUAUUGUAAAAACCAUCCGUUAAAAUCGACACUAGUGCCAGCUUAGCCUAAGAAAAUACAGAUAAGUUCUCUUUAUUUACUAAAUAGCUUUUUACAUGCCUUUAAAUAGGAAGCUUUUAAUAUUCCAGUUAUUUAGGGACCAAAUUCAUUUUAUCCUUUUUUUUAAGUUAAAAACGUGACAUUCUAAUAAAAAAAAAAUGUAGGCUGUGUUGUUAUUUAA
Chrysoperla carnea is the source of this 6851-nucleotide messenger RNA. RefSeq names its product carboxypeptidase D (gene svr). NCBI's taxonomy places the organism in Eukaryota, Metazoa, Arthropoda, Insecta, Neuroptera, Chrysopidae. The coding region runs from base 220 to 4434 and encodes 1404 amino acids. The transcript has 14 exons. Gene Ontology annotation, biological process: proteolysis. The record is from RefSeq and is a predicted model, not a curated record. Gene Ontology annotation, molecular function: metallocarboxypeptidase activity; zinc ion binding.